AUGUCUUUCCGAGGCGGAUCAAGAGGCGGUCGUGCUACCGGCGCCAAUGCUGGUUUCGGUGGUGGCAGAGGAGGAUUUGGUGCUCGUGGUGGAGGGCGCGGCGGUUUCCAGCAAAGAGACAAUGGUCCUCCAUCAGAUGUAUUUGCUAUGGGAUCUUUCCUCCACGCUAGCGAAGGAGAAAUUGUCUGCGAAUCGAUCAAUACUAAAAUUCCUUACUUCAAUGCGCCAAUCUACCUAGAGAACAAGACCUCAAUUGGUAAAGUUGACGAAAUCCUCGGUCCAAUCAACCAAGUUUACUUCACCAUUAAGCCCACCGAAGGUAUCCAAGCUACUUCAUUCAAGACCGGCGACAAAUUCUACAUCGGCGGCGACAAACUUCUUCCUUUGGAGAAGUUCCUUCCAAAGCCCAAGCCACUUCCAGGAGCACCAAAACCAAAGAGAGCCGGUGGUGCCAGAGGAGGUAGAGGAGCACCAAUGAGAGGCGGACGAGGUGGUGGACGAGGUGCACCACGUGGAAGAGGCGGUUUCACACCAAGAGGUGGCAGUGGAGGUUUCUCUAGAGGUGGAGGCGGUGGUGGCUUCUCCAGAGGUGGCGGUGGUUUCACACCUCGAGGUGGCGCGAGAGGUGGUUCGAGAGGAGGAUUCUCUCGAGGUGGUUAA
This is a messenger RNA of Sclerotinia borealis F-4128, 660 nucleotides long. NCBI's taxonomy places the organism in Eukaryota, Fungi, Ascomycota, Leotiomycetes, Helotiales, Sclerotiniaceae. The record is from the annotation of a GenBank genome assembly.